Cladophialophora yegresii CBS 114405 is the source of this 2217-nucleotide messenger RNA. RefSeq lists its product as uncharacterized. The record is from RefSeq and is a predicted model, not a curated record. The coding region runs from base 1 to 2217 and encodes 738 amino acids. NCBI's taxonomy places the organism in Eukaryota, Fungi, Ascomycota, Eurotiomycetes, Chaetothyriales, Herpotrichiellaceae. The transcript has 2 exons. Gene Ontology annotation, biological process: proteolysis. Gene Ontology annotation, molecular function: serine-type endopeptidase activity.
AUGACUAUCCGCAAGCAAUAUACACCUGAGGUCCUCUUGAGCGCGCCGCGCAGGUCGGCGGCCAUCCCCAGUCCAGAUGGCAAGCUCGCGCUGUUCACACAGUCGAGCUAUUCAUUCGACACGCACACGCGGACGAGUGAGAUCCGGGCGCUCGAUCUGACUCAAGGCACCGAAGCCACGAUCACCAAGGACGCCAAGGCCAGCGAGCCGCGAUGGCUGGGGAGUGGCUACGAGGUCGUCUGGCUCAAGGAGACCGAGAACGGCAACACGAAUUUUGUCGUCACCGACGCCACGCUGCCAGGCAAGUCCUACACGGCCGGCACGGUGGCGGGGCCCGUAUCCAGUCUCAAACUUUUUGUGAUUGAGCCGGGCAAAGUCGCGCUCGCGGUCGCGGGCCAAGCGAAUCCUGAUGGAAGCCUGUUCAACCCCAAGGACGCGCCCAAGGCGCACACCUCGGCGCGGGUGUAUGACUCGCUGUUCGUGCGGCAUUGGGACUCGUGGGUGACGGAGCAGCGCAAUUCCUUGUUCACGGCUGUCCUGCAGAAGGCGCAGCCCGUGGUCACGUCGCGGCAGGGCCGGUAUGGCUUGCAUGGCUUCAAGAAUGCGCUCGUGGGCACGAACCUGGAAUGUCCCAUCCCGCCGUUUGGCGGGGUCGAUCACUUCGACAUUGGCCCGACCGGGUUGGUCAUUGUGGCCAAGGACCCUCUGUUGGAUCCCGCCACGCAUACAAAGUGUGACGCGUGGUUCAUCCCGAAGAAAGAUUGGUUAGAUGUGGUGGCUCCUCCGCCGAGUUUCCACAAGUUGCACUUCCCCGGGCUCGACGGCGCGGCGUCGUCCCCGGUCUUUUCGCCAAACGGGCAGUCGAUGGCGUUCCUGCAGAUGGCGACGGACGGGUACGAGAGCGACAAGAACCGCGUCGUCCUCGUGCAGGGGCUGAACGGGCUGUCGACAGGCGAGAGCGUGUCGCUCUCGGAGCUGAUGCGCACGCCCGACGGCCACUGCGGCUGGGACCGGUCGCCGACCGCGAUGAAGUGGUCUGCGGACGGCAACAUGCUGUUACUCGAGGCCGAGGAUACGGGCCGGGGAUGCCUCUUCGCGCUCGACUUGCACGCCAACGCCGGUCAAGAAUGGCGCCCCCGCCAGCUCACGCACAGCGGGUACAUCAUCGACUUUGCGCCCCUUUCGGCCCAGUCGAAUUUGUUACUCGUGUCGAGCAACAACUUGGUGGAUAACAGCGUGUACACGCUGGUCAACCCCGACCCCUUGCUCUCUGGCCCUCCGGUCGUGAUCUCCUCGCUCAGCAGGAACGGCUCCAUGUUCGGCCUCUCGCCGGAACAGGUCUCCUCAAUCUGGUGGAACGGCGCCAACGACCACCCGGUGCACGCAUGGAUGAUGCGCCCGUCCUUCUUCCGCGCCGACCAGACGUACCCACUCGCGUACCUGAUCCACGGCGGACCCCAAGGGGCAUGGAACGACCAGUGGUCCACGCGCUGGAACCCGGCCGUCUUCGCCGAGCAAGGGUACGUCGUGGUGUGUCCCAACCCGACGGGCUCGACGGGCUACGGCCAGCGCUUCACGGACGCGAUCCGCAACCAAUGGGGCGGCCUGCCGUACGACGACCUGGCCCGCGGGUUUGAGUACAUCCGCUCCGAGUUGCCGUUUGUGGACACCUCGCGCAGCGUGGCCCUGGGGGCCUCGUACGGCGGCUACAUGAUGAACUGGAUGCAAGGGCACGCGCUGGGCCGGCAGUUCAAGGCGCUGGUGUGCCACGACGGCGUCUUCAGCAUGACGGGCCAACUGGCCAGCGAGGAGCAGUAUUUCCCGCUGCACGACCUGGGGGGGCCCCUCUGGGAGCGCCAGGAGGUGUACGACAGGUGGGACCCCUCGAGGUUUCUCAAGCACUGGGACACGCCCAUGCUCGUCAUCCACAACGAGCUGGAUUAUCGACUUACCAUCUCCGAGGGCCUGGCGGCGUUCAACGCGCUGCAGAUGAAGGGCAUCGAGUCGCGGUUUUUGAGUUUCCCGGACGAGAACCAUUGGGUGUUGAAGCCGGAGAAUAGUCUGGUGUGGCAUCUCGUGGUGAUCAAUUGGAUUAAUCGGUUUGUCGGGCUGCCCCGGGUCGUGGACAGACAGGGUCGUGAUGGGAGUGGGUUUUGCAGGAGGGAGAGUCGGCGUGUUUGGCCUAAGCGGCAGGGGAGUUCCAAGCUGGAGCAGUAG